Molecule: messenger RNA, 1761 nt
Organism: Meyerozyma guilliermondii ATCC 6260
Lineage: Eukaryota; Fungi; Ascomycota; Pichiomycetes; Serinales; Debaryomycetaceae
Exons: 1
Coding region: 1-1761 (586 amino acids)
Cellular component (GO): cytoplasm; ubiquitin ligase complex
Molecular function (GO): protein binding
Source: RefSeq, a predicted model, not a curated record
AUGUCAUCAGACGUUAUCAUUGACGACUACCAAGACGAUAUUAUGCAUGAUGAACCAGUACAGAUACCCAUGUACGUCGAAAACACCAGGAAUGCCUCAUCAAUCUCACGGGACCACCAUUCAGCUUUGGCCCAAUCGGCUUACAAAGACCUCUGUUUCUCCUGUAGAAUUGGAGAUUAUGAUACCGCAGAGUCUAUUAUUACAUCGACACCAGACCUUGAUAUCAACAUGGUGGAUGAGUGGAACUACACACCUUUGAUCCUUGCGUCUCUUUGUGGGCACAAAAAUGUGGUUCAAAUGUUGCUUUCAAGAGGUGCAGUUUGUGAUCGUGAUACCUUACAAGGAGCCAGAUGUAUCUACGGAGCACUCAACGAUGAGAUUCGGGACAUUUUGAUCAGUUUUGAUAUCUCCAAAAAGGAUGCUGUGCAACCAUUUGCGAGCCAUCUCAUCUCGCUCUUGAACCCUUUAAAUGAACUUCGAUACAAUGAUAUCGUACUUUCUUCUGAUACGGAAUUUUACUUGAAUCGAUUUGUCCUAGCAUUAAGAGGUGAUCUUUUUCGAAAAUAUCUCGCAAAAGAUGGGCAGUGGGCUACAAGCACCGAGGUAGUUGUUCCCAAGUCGUUUUCGUCUACGAUAUUAAAAUGUAUUGUGGACUACAUAUAUGUGAAAACCGACACUUUACCGUUAAACAACUCACAGAUUCAAAGAUAUUUGUUCGAAGCAUGUAAUGAGUUUCAACUCGAUGAAUUGAAAAGCUCCAUGGAAACAGUUUUGAGCGAGCCGGACCGUCGAUUACAGGCAAAAGCUCGCCAUCAAAUGGAAUAUAAUAUAGUUAAGACGGCACAGGAGGACCUAGAGCGAUUCGUUGACGAAGUGCUAUUGAAGAGCAAGAUCGAAGUGCCGCUCGAUGUGAAGCUGGAUACUGAUUUCGACGAUUUUGAGCCAAGUCGCUUUAUUAGCGACGACAUGAAAAGGCAGGUUUUAGAGUCAGAGACGUUUGCCGAUAUUCUCUUGGCGGUUGUAGAUACCGACAGCAUGAAGGUGGUUUUCUAUCCAGUGCACAAGGCUAUUGUUGCCCGGUCAGAGUAUUUUGAAACCAUGUUCAAGUCAGAUCUAUUUGCAAUGACAGUGCCUGAUCCUCCUGCUAUUACCAAGGGAGAUACCCAGAUUAUCAAAAGACACGAGCUUCUCCCCGAGCACAUUCCUGUGGUGCGAAUGUUCAUGAGUACAUUGGGACAAGAGGUAGCUGACAUAGUCAUAUCGCAUCUAUACAGAGACUAUGUUCACGCUAUUCCCCCAGAACUUACGGUGGAUGUGCUCUACGCUGCGGAUGAACUUUACUUAGACCGCUUGAAGCGGAUGUGUGCUGUGAACUUGACAUCCCGGUUUGCACAAUUUAGCUGGAACGAGUAUGUUUCCUGUGAAUCAAUUUAUGGAGUUGAUAUUUACGACUUUAUGAGAAUAGCAUGGGCCACUCGGUGCGACAGAAUAGAGCACCAUAUAUCGCAAAUGCUCGCACACAACCUCGCAUCCAUUGUUGCUGACGAAGAAAAAAAGGAAAAGCUCAUUGAACUUAUUAAAGAGAGUGCUCAUAGAAUCAAAGAAAGAGAGGAUGUGGAUACCAUUGAGUUGGUAGACGAUAUAAGAUACUAUAUCACCAAAAAGUACGGAGGGAAUCCCGACUGGCAAGUCAUGGAUCCUGUUGAACGCGACAACGAGAUCAUCGACUCUUUACUCACAUAUAUCGGACUCGAUGCUUAG